AUGAAGAAUCCUAAAGAAAUGACUGAUGAAGAGCUUUAUCAUGCUCUAAAAGCUCGUAAAAUUCGUUUAGGUGUAGCUCACGAAGUUGCAAAUACUUAUUCACCACGUCGUGUAGUCUUAACAACUAUUAUUAGUCCUGUUCAUGCAGUACGUCAAGUUAGUGUUAACGUAACUGGUACAGUUGCUCAUGAAUAUACAAAGUCAAAAAUGGAUGAUGUGGCCAAAGAAAUGGAUCAAAGAGGUCUUGACUCUAAAAAAUUUGAUAAUGAUCCUGAAACUGAAGUUUAUAUAAGUAAAUGGGUUAAACUUUGGAAAUGUGUUAAACUCAUUGGUUCCAUCGUAGCUAUCGAUUUAUCUGAAGUUCAUGGGUUGAUUGAAGUUGUAAGCGAUUUACAUGAAGCUGCUGUCGACUUUUGUGAUGUUAUUAAUGAUAUUAGUGAAUUAUGUCUUGCUAUAAUGGAUGGUGAUCAUUUUGAUAAUGUUCAAGAUGGAUUUAUUCAUGCUUCAAAUGCUGUAGAUAAUUUAACUGCUGUAGAUAAUUUAAAUUCUGAUUCACUUUUUGAAGGAUUUAAAAAUGUGACUUCAUCUAUCGAUCUUUCAACUUUUAUUAAAGUCUUUACGGAUGAUAAAAAGGUUUCUACGGAAAAUACUGUAAAACCAGUUAAACCUAAACGUUUCGUGGUUAAUAUUGCUAAUCUUCGUAAAAUUUUGGAAAAUCAAAUUUCUAAAUGUCCUACCACCAGACAAUUAUUCAUUUCUUCAAAAUCUGAAAAUACUGAAAAUUUAACUACGGAUGUGACAAAAGAUGAUAAUGAAUCAUUGACAAAAGAGAAAUCUGAUUCUGUUCUCAAUGAACGUAUUCAAAAUAUUACUACUGCGGCUGCUUCAAUUAAUAUUUCUAAUAUUG
This is a messenger RNA of Dentiscutata erythropus, 907 nucleotides long. The record is from the annotation of a GenBank genome assembly. Lineage: Eukaryota; Fungi; Glomeromycota; Glomeromycetes; Diversisporales; Gigasporaceae.